AUGUGGCGCCUGCUGGGUGCCUUGAGUGCUGGGCGAGCGGCCCUUGCGAUGGUUCGAGGCGUGGCGCCAGAUCUGCAAGGGCGAUACAGCGGAGCCACCUUCCGGUGCGGAAGCACCACCACGGAGGUGCAAAUCGCAGAGGUAAACGACGAUUUUUGCGACUGCCCAGACGGAUCAGAUGAGCCAGGAACUGGAGCCUGCGCUGGUGCCUCUGAGGCUCUCUUCCAUUGCAGCAAUGCAGGCAGCGCAGCGCGGCUGGUCUACGUGUCCAGGGUCGGGGAUGGAAUCUGUGACUGCUGCGACGGCUCUGAUGAGGAAGCCUCGCGCAGUACUCGAUGUCCGAACACUUGCCGAGAAGAAGGUGAGCGCCUGCAAGCCGAGCGGGAGCGGAAGUUGAAAGACCUCCGCGCUGGCCUGGAAGUGAAGCAUCAGACCAUCACGGAGGCGAAGCAGAGCCUUGUCCAAAAGCGCGAGGAUCUGGACAGGCUGCUGGCGCAGCUGCCCGAGCUGGAGCUGCGCCUAGGCGAGGCGCGGAAGCGGAAGGAGGAGCUCGAGGCCGUGAAGUUGCAGGAGGAGUGCAAGACCGAGUUGCCAAGGCUGAGGGAGAAGGUGAAAUCCUUGGAAGCCAAAAUCGCAUCCCUGGAGGCGCAGACAAAGGGCGCCGACGCAGGAGCGAGCUCCACGAGCACCACUAGCAAGGUGGUCUCCGAGUAUGCCAAGUGGAUGGAGGGAGCCGAUGCCAUGCAGGAGCCGGAGGAAGAGCCGGAGGAGCCGGAAGAGGAGCAGGAGCCCCCUUCCAAGCGGGAGGAGGUCGAGGCCAGUCCGGAGAAGGCUUCAGGCGACUCGGAGUCGGAGGACCCUGCAGGGAAAGAGCUGAAGGAGCUUGAGGCGCAGGUGAAGUCGGAGCAGGCCUUGCGCGAGCGCCUGGAGCGGGAGCUGCAGGAACUCCCCGAGGAGAUGUUGGGCUUUGCCAGUCUGCGAGACAAGUGCCUGGAGCACAAGACCUCCGAGUACACUUACAAGCUUUGCUUCUUCAAGGAUGCGAAGCAGUCCUUCACCCGCCUCGGCACCUGGAGCGGCUUCACUUCCUCCUCGGAGGCCCUCUUCAAAGAUGGGGACAUGUGCUACGGAGGCCCCGCUCGGAGUCUGAAGGUGGUCUUCGAGUGCGGCGCCGAAGAGGUCGUGGAGGUCAGUGAGCCCUCGCGCUGCACCUACCAGGCCCUGGUCCGGCAUGCGGGCGCCUGCUUGGAGGAACAGGCGGAGGCUGCCGCCCUCCGACACCCCAAGGACGAACUCUGA
This is a messenger RNA of Symbiodinium sp. CCMP2456, 1299 nucleotides long. The record is from the annotation of a GenBank genome assembly. Lineage: Eukaryota; Dinophyceae; Suessiales; Symbiodiniaceae.